AUUUCAUGUUUAUAGCUCAAUCUCUCUGCCACUUCUUUGACCUCAGCAGCCUGGGUCUCCUGACAGCGAUCAGUGUGGAGCGGUGCGUCUCCGUCCUCUUCCCAAUCUGGUACCGCUGCCGCCGCCCAAAGCACUUGUCCGGCAUUGUGAGUGGGCUGCUCUGGGCUUGUGCCGGAUUUUUCACUUCCUACUUGUAUCUUAACCUUAUAUUCG
Molecule: messenger RNA, 213 nt
Organism: Apaloderma vittatum (bar-tailed trogon)
Lineage: Eukaryota; Metazoa; Chordata; Aves; Trogoniformes; Trogonidae
Product: mas-related G-protein coupled receptor member D-like
Exons: 1
Biological process (GO): G protein-coupled receptor signaling pathway
Cellular component (GO): membrane
Molecular function (GO): G protein-coupled receptor activity
Source: RefSeq, a predicted model, not a curated record